CCUUUGAGUGAGAGGAGAAGGGCUUGAGGCGCGCGCCAUGGAUCCCGAAUCUCAGCGGAGCUAUGCGGAGCUCCCAUCAGGGGAGGAGGCGGAGGAGAUUCAUUCAAAUCCCACUGCGGCGACGGAGAAUUCCAGGAACAGACGCAUUGAUCUAGUCCUGACGCUGGUGGGGAUUUGCUGCGUCGUCGCUGGAACUUUUUUCUGGAUCUCACUUCCUUCGAGCAACACCGAGAAUUUCUCACGGAUUGCUCCGGACGGGGGUUUCUUGGCCAGCGAGAGAACGGCAUUCCAUUUCCAACCGCGGAACAACUGGAUGAACGAUCCAAAUGGUCCUCUCUUCUACAAAGGCUACUACCACUUGUUCUACCAGUACAAUCCAUAUGGAGUAGAGUGGGGAAACAUCUCCUGGGGCCAUGCUGUGUCCACUGAUCUCCUCCACUGGCAACAUAUGGAUCUGGCAAUGCAGCCAGACAAGUGGUAUGAUGCAGAUGGAGUGUGGUCUGGCUCUGCAACAAUCCUCCCCAAUGGUCAAGUGAUCAUGCUCUACACUGGCUCCACAAAUGCCUCUGUUCAGGUCCAAAAUCUCGCUCUUCCACUCAACACCUCAGAUCCACUCCUGAGGGAGUGGAUCAAAAUCCCAGAGAAUCCCAUUCUGGUGCCACCACCAGGGAUUGCUCCUAAAGACUUCAGGGAUCCAACAACAGCAUGGCUGGAGGCUGAUGGGCUGUGGAGAAUUGCAAUUGGUGCCAAAAAGGGCAGGGCUGGACUGGCUCUCAUCUACAAAACCUUUGAUUUCCUGCACUGGGAGCUGGAGGAGGAGUAUCUACACACUGUUCAAGGCACAGGGAUGUGGGAGUGCAUUGAUUUCUAUCCAGUCUCAACUGCCACCAGCAAUGGGUUGGAUACAUCCAAAGUUCAGACCAAUGAGCUCACUAAGCACAUUCUCAAGGCCAGCCUGGAUGAUGACAAGCAUGACUACUAUGCAAUUGGGCUGUAUUCUGAGAGCUCUCAUACUUGGAUCCCUGAUGCCCUUGACAAUGAUGUUGGGCUGGGGCUGAGGUAUGAUUAUGGCAAGUAUUAUGCCUCCAAGACUUUUUUUGAUUCCAAGCACCAGAGGAGGAUCUUGUGGGGAUGGGCUAAUGAAUCGGACAGUCUGCAAGAUGAUAUCAGGAAGGGGUGGUCUUCGGUGCAGACACUGCCCAGGAUCUUGUAUCUUGACAACUUGACUGGUACCAACUUGAUCCAAUGGCCAAUUGAGGAGGUAGAUGCCCUCAGGCAUGACAAAGUGAGCAGAUCAAAUGUGCUUCUCAAAGGUGGUGACGUGGUAGAAGUUGAUGCAGCUCAAGGGGCACAGCUUGACAUUGAGGUGGGAUUUGAGUAUCCAGAUGCAAGCAAGCUGGACGCACUUCCAGAGAGCGAGAAUUACGAUUGCAGCCAAGGUGGGGCAACUCACAGAGGUGUUUAUGGCCCUUUUGGCCUCCUUGUUCUUGCUGAAGACAAGUUGCAAGAGAUGACAGCAGUCUACUUCUACAUGACACUAAAACGAGAUGGAAGUUGGGAAACAAGAGUUUGCAGCGACCAAAGCAGAUCAUCUCUAGAACCCGGAAUUGACACAACCGUGUACGGAACGCUCUUCCACAGGCUCCCAACGGAGGAUUCGCUCUCGUUGCGUGUCAUAGUGGAUCACUCCAUCGUGGAGACUUUCGUGCAAGGGGGACGCGCUUGUAUCACGUCUCGCGUCUAUCCAACGCUUGCUACUGGUGACAAGGCUCGCCUCUUCAUGUUUAACAAUGGAACGCAACCGGUUGUCGUGAAGAACUUGGAUGCGUGGAAGAUGAGAUCGACCACGCUGAGUGUCUUGCCCGUCACUGAAUGGAGGCUCGCUGCUCGACAAAGUUGAAUCAUUCUUUCAAGUUUAUAAGUGGUAGAAAUUCUCGAGAAGUAUAUAUGUACCUUGGAUAGAGAGGGAGGGUCUCACUUGGCAACGGGAAUGGCAACUUUUCGCUCUUUCUCCCACGCAACCUGGCCCAUCAUCGUCAGCAAAGAGCGAGCGUCCCGUUCGUCCAGAGCCUCCCGCUCGAAAGGUAUUCUUAUUUCCAUGAUACGUGGUGGAGAUCUUGUUAGAACUCUCAUGUCGAAACCGAGUCGAUCCACCCAAGUGAGGCUCGCUUGUUCGACCUGAAUUCAUACAAAUAAUCAAUAUACGGAAAGCUUUCAGCGUUUGAGAUUU
This is a messenger RNA of Selaginella moellendorffii, 2230 nucleotides long. RefSeq names its product acid beta-fructofuranosidase. Gene Ontology annotation, biological process: carbohydrate metabolic process. The transcript has 7 exons. NCBI's taxonomy places the organism in Eukaryota, Viridiplantae, Streptophyta, Lycopodiopsida, Selaginellales, Selaginellaceae. The record is from RefSeq and is a predicted model, not a curated record. Gene Ontology annotation, molecular function: hydrolase activity, hydrolyzing O-glycosyl compounds. Bases 38 to 1900 code for a protein of 620 amino acids.